AAUCGGGUCCUCAGCCGCACGUAAGCGAAACAGUUUGCUAAUGUAGAAUGGGACGUUAAUCAAAGCCGGUCGUGUUUACAUGUCGUUUGAGUAAUAAUGGCUGGGAAAGAUGAUGAACUGGAAAAACGUGCAGUGGAGGAGCUGCUCAAGGAAGCCAAUAGAGGCCGGGUGCGUGCAGAGACCAUGGGUCCAGCCGGAUGGAUGAAGUGUCCUCUAGGAAGCACCAAUAAACGCUUUCUGUUAAACACUCUGGGUCCAUGUGCUGCUGAGCACCCAUCCAGGAGUCCGUCAGCUAUGCUGAGAAGAGUCAAAGACAGCACGGAAGACGGAGGUCGACGGUCACGUCAACAUCACCACCACACUGAGGACAGAGAACUCAGCUAUAAAAAAGACACCAAAGACAGAAGAGAGCAUCCUCAUUCUUAUUCUCAGUCUUCAAGGCACCAUGAUUCAUCUAUAAGUCAGUUAGCAUCCACAGGCCACGCCCUCCGUCAUGGCAGCCAAUCAAAUAGAACUCGAUCCCGGUCACCCGUCAGAGAAUACCCUACGACCAAAAGAUCCUCUGACAGGACUCGGAAAUGAUGCAUUACCUCUUCCGUAGAAUGAAAUGUACUCUCUAAGGGCUGAUUUAUACUGCUGCUAGGAUGCAAGAGAAACAGGAGAGGGGUUUAUUAGUAAGUGAAAAAGCCAAUGAGCCGAGCCACAUGCCUCUAAAAUCUUAACAUGGCCCUUCCUUUAUUAUUAUACUGAACAAUCCACUGUGAGAAAUGCCAUGAGACUGCCAUGAUGCCACUGUGAGAAUUUGCUAAUCAUGACCCAUAGCAGCAUGCUCGUUAGGUUUUGAAUGGGAUUACUAGAGCUUCGUUCAAGUCUCAGAUCAUUUGUCUCCUGUGUUGACAUAUCAAGACAUGAGGAAAUGAUGAUUAGUGAUGUAAUGACAUGCUAACAGCAGUUCUACACACACCUGGAGAUGACACGUUUCUUUUUGUCCCAAGAAAACAUUUAUACAGAAGGCAACAAAUCAAACCACUUCUUGGCAGAUUUACACACAGUUCAGUCGUGUUUUGUUCACCGUUGAUUUGUUUUGUUUAGAACGAGUCUGUAAAGUGACAGAGUCUUAGACUGAGUAAAAACCCUUUACAGUUGCAGCUGUAUAGUUCAAGUUGCACUUCAGUGUGGCGGAAAACGGAGCUACAACUGAAGAAACCAAGACUUUAAAAUGAACUCAAAUAUCUAAAUAAAUGAAACAAAUUUAUUUAAAAUUUUAACCAACAAAGUGGUUUGAUUUGUUGCCUCAACUUUUGUUGUUUUGGUGCCACUGCCCCCUAGUGCACGUGUUCACACCAUGAGGGAGCAGGGCAGGUGCAGAAGUACAAAUCAACCCCUAGUCAUCAUCUGUCUGGAUUAAUUAUUGAUCUGUCCGCUAUAUCAACAGCGGCAGGAUUUCUUUUAUUCUACACUCUCAGCUUGCAGCGUGAAUUUGUCAUUUUAUUUUUAAUGCAAUAUAAAAAGAUCCCAUAAUAAGUACGUGUCAGAUUUUUCCCUGAACAGCACAACAUUUGUAAAUACAGUUAAACACUAAUGAUGCUGAUACAGACUUUAUUUAUUUGUGUCUUUUUCUUGAUGGAUGAUGAUGAUAAAUGUUGUUUUGUAGAGGUUUUAUGCAAAUCCAUGGAAGAGAAUGCAAAUAAAAAGAAUGGAAUUUU
Tachysurus vachellii is the source of this 1706-nucleotide messenger RNA. RefSeq names its product protein POLR1D-like. The record is from RefSeq and is a predicted model, not a curated record. Lineage: Eukaryota; Metazoa; Chordata; Actinopteri; Siluriformes; Bagridae. The transcript has 3 exons. Bases 97 to 582 code for a protein of 161 amino acids.